Austrofundulus limnaeus is the source of this 3715-nucleotide messenger RNA. RefSeq names its product FCH and mu domain containing endocytic adaptor 2 (gene fcho2). Gene Ontology annotation, biological process: synaptic vesicle endocytosis; clathrin-dependent endocytosis; clathrin coat assembly. Gene Ontology annotation, cellular component: plasma membrane; clathrin-coated pit; clathrin-coated vesicle. NCBI's taxonomy places the organism in Eukaryota, Metazoa, Chordata, Actinopteri, Cyprinodontiformes, Rivulidae. The record is from RefSeq and is a predicted model, not a curated record.
UGUUUCGUCCCAAGCCUCGGGAAGAAGACGGGCUCGGCUCGGUUCGGCCCGGCCGGAGGUGGAGUCAGUCUGUCGGUGGGGAGGGAUAAGAAAGGGGAGAGGAGGAAAACGGCAGAUAUUACAGGACCGGGGAGGGGGGGAAGGACGGUGUAUGACUGAAAAGUGACAUUACGGCUAAUUAACGAGCUGCGGUGAAGAGGAACGGAACAAGAUGAUAGCGCCUUACUUCCUGGAAAAUUUCUGGGGAGAAAAAAACAAUGGCUUUGAUGUCCUCUAUCACAACAUGAAACAUGGACAAAUUUCCACCAAGGAGCUGACGGACUUCAUUAGAGAAAGGAGUACUAUAGAAGAGGUCUAUGCCAGGUCAAUGACCAAACUUGCCAAGUCAGCUGGCAACUUUUCUCAGCUCGGGACGUUUGCUCCAAUGUGGGAUGUGUUCAAGAGCUCAACAGAGAAGCUGGCUGGGUGUCACUUAGAGCUUGUGAGGAAACUGCAGGAACUCAUAAAAGAAGUACAGAAAUAUGUGGAAGAGCAGGCCAAAGCACACAAAAAGACAAAAGAAGAAGUGGCACCAACUCUGGAAGCUGUGCAGAACAUUCAGAGUAUCUCUCAGGCUCUUCAGAAGUCCAAGGAGAUCUACAAUGCCAAAACUGUAGAGCAGGAGCGUCUCCGCAAAGAGGGGGCCACCCAGAGAGACGUCGACAAGGCCGGAGUAAAAGCCAAAAAAGCCACAGAGACCUACAAAUCAUACGUGGAGAAAUACGCCACGGCCAAGUCUGAGUUUGAACAGAAGAUGGCAGAAACUGCACAGAAAUUCCAAGACAUUGAAGAAAACCAUAUUCUCCAAAUGAAGGAGAUCAUUCAGUCUUACGCUCAGUCUGUGGAGGAAACCCACGUUCAGAUCGGGGAGGUCCACAGUGAGUUUGUGAGGAACAUCGAGAACACGUCGGUGGAUAGUUUGAUACAGAAACUGUCUGAGAGUAAAGGAACGGGCAAGGAUAGGCCAGGACCCAUUGAGUUUGAGGAGUGUAACAUAGCUGUUGCAACAGAAGGUGCCAAACCACGAAAGAGGAAGCCUUUUGGCAUUCCAGGUCGAAGGAAAGACAAGGACACAGAUUCCACGGAGUCCACAGAAGUGGAAGCUGCUAACACUGCCAAUGGUGCUCCCCCAGGAUAUUUUGGGUCCUUAGACAUCCAGAACGCAAAUGUGCCUGAAGUUGAUGCAGAAGGUUUCUGUAUCCGACCAGAAGUGAAUGAAAACGAUGCCAAAGAAAACUCCUUCUACUCGUCCAGCGACUCGGAGGACGACGACGAGCCCAGGAAGUUCCACGUGCAGAUCAAACCCGUUCAGCCCAAUAACGGCACUCAUCAGAACCGAGCCAACAUCGACGAGCUGAAAGCCUCCAUCGGAAACAUCAUCCUCUCCCCUUCGGCCUCGAUGAUGAACUAUCCAAACCCAGAGUGCCUACAUCAUACGAACUGACCAACAACGAUCUCCUGUCUCUGGAUCCACUCGGCCCAGCUCUGCCUGUCGGAUCUGCCUCCUCUGUGUCCUCAGCGGCAGUCGACUCGGUGCUACCAAAGGGUCGCUCUACUCCUUUGGCAGAGCUCCAACAACCCAAGGACGUCUCCUCCUUCUCCUCAUCCACAUCCUCUCCCUGGGAUUCACCAGAAGCUCCUUUCCAAGUCCUCACACCUGCCCUGUCCAGAGCCCAGAGUGCCCCCCUCACCCAGCCCUCUGAGCCCGUUGACCCUAUCAGGAGCCCCGCUGCCGUCGGUCCUCCUGAAAGCGCAGACAGCUCCUCCUCCUCGUCCCGGUCCCAGAACCAGUGGACGGUUUUCGGUGAGAGCACGUGGUGCCGUCGCGGCCCACCUGUGAUGGAGCUGCAGAGGUUCCGGCCAGGUGCCUGCAGGUCCAGUCGCUUCCUGUCGGAUGACUCUGCAGACGUGUGCAGCAGAGAGGACGGCAGCCUGUGUGUCUCUGACAUCUUCUGUGAUAGAGCUGCAGCCCCGUCAAACAAAAUACACAAUGUGCCAGUUCCAAACCGGCCGACGACCCCUCUGACAGCCGGAGCCCUGGCUCCUCCUCCUCCUCGACCCUCCUCCAGGCCCAAAAUCCCCACUGGGAAACUCACAGGGAUCAAUGAGAUGGGACGGCUGUUCAGUCCACCCAAAUCAUCGAACGCCAGCCCUCCUCCAACGGCUCCUCUCGCUCGUGCAGAGAGUUCCUCCUCUCUGUCCUCCAACGCCUCCCUCAGUGCUGGGAACACCCCCACAGUUGGAGCUGAACACCCUUUUGUUUCCCCCCUCUCCUCCUUAGAGCGAGAGCUCCUCACCUUCUGUCCUUCUCUUCUAAACCAAAAGGAUGAUGAGUUUAUAGCCAAGCUGCCAACCUUUGAGAAGCUCUGUGAAACACCUGCAGGAACGUCUCGCGGUCCCAGCCCUGUGACCCUGGCAUCCCAAGAUGCUUUGCCCAUUGCCGUGGCCUUCACAGAAUCGGUUAAUGCUUACUUCAAAGGAGCUGAUCCCACUAAGUGCAUUGUGAAGAUCACAGGAGAUGUGACGUUGUCGUUCCCCAUGGGCAUCAUCAAGGUUUUCACCACCAACCCGUCCCCAGCCGUUCUCACCUUCAAACUGAAGAACACCAGCAGGCUGGAGCAGAUCCUCCCCAACCAACAGCUUUUAUACAGUGACUCUUCCCAAAGUGACUCAGACUCCAAGGACUUCUGGUUCAACAUGCAAACGCUGACGUCCUACCUCAGAAAAGCCUCUGAACAGAACCCUUCAGCUUCCUACUAUAACGUGGACAUCUUAAAAUACCAGGUGCAGUCCAAUGGUAUCCAUUCAACUCCUCUUAACCUGGCUGUGUACUGGAACUGUACCCCGAGCACAACGGACCUGCGGGUGGACUACAGGUACAACUCUGGAUCCAUGGCCUCUUCUGGCCCCCUCACCAACGUUCAGGUCUUAGUGCCCGUUGACGGCGGAGUGACCAGCAUGCAGUCUCUGCCUAACGCUCUAUGGAAUUCAGAGCAGAAUAAAUGUCUCUGGAAGCUCAGCGACAUCUCAGAUAAAUCUGAAAAUGAAGGCGCCGGCUCUCUCAGAGCCAAGUUCGACCUCUCCAGCGGACCCUCGAACCCGUCCACGCUGGCGGUGCAGUUCAUGAACGAGAGCAGCACGCUGUCAGGAGUGGACAUGGAGCUGCAGGGGACCAGAUACAGACUUUCCCUCAACAAGAAAAGAUUUGCCACAGGGCGCUACAUGGCAGAUUGCUGAGGUGACCCCGCCCCCCUCGUACCCCACUCUGCGUCCCAAUAAACGAGCCUCGGAACGCUUUCGAAGCGUCCCGACUCACCGCAGCGCCACAGGAAUCUGACUUCAGUAACGCAGCACUGAGUAUUGAACACUGUUUAAAAGAAAUAAAACUAAAAUGAGCUUUCAGAUGUGUAGAUAUGAAGUCUAAUGAUGCAUUCUGAUUAAGUCCCUUUUGUACAGAGACCGUUUAUUGAUUUACCAUAAAUUUAUAUUGUAUUUCAAAUGAUAACAAAAAGGAAAAAUAGAUGCACUAACAACUUUCAGAAGCUCUUUUUUUUCUCUCAUACUCAUUUCUAAGAGCCUAAAAGAAAUAUCAAACUAUUUCUCUGUGAAUGAGAAGAAACUUUUUUUUUCUGUCUGUAAAUAAUUGUUGAAUUUCUGACUAAAUCAGCGUCCUUUA